Molecule: messenger RNA, 825 nt
Organism: Ogataea philodendri
Lineage: Eukaryota; Fungi; Ascomycota; Pichiomycetes; Pichiales; Pichiaceae
Exons: 3
Coding region: 1-825 (274 amino acids)
Source: RefSeq, a predicted model, not a curated record
AUGUCCGACAGGUCCUUGGACUCCUCCUUCUGCUGCUUGAUCUCCUCGUCGUCGGCCUCCACAGCCAGAUCCCAAAGCGUCACGGUGUUGUCCUCGGAAGAAACAGCAACAAUGGACUCGUCAAGCGGGUUGAACGCAAUCGAAGUGAUGGCAGACCGGUGGAAGUCCGCAGGCUUGUGCUUCUUGGACCGCGUGUCCCAGAUCCUCACGUAUCCGUCGGUGCCUGCGGUAGCAAACACCGUUGUUUCCGACCGCGACCAUUGGAUGUCCUCGAUCGAUGCAUUGCUGGCCUGGAAGGCCGUCUUGUCGGUGGUCCACUUGCUGUUGGACCCGUUCGUCAGAGGAACGGUUUCGCUUUCGAGGAUCGGGUCGUGGUCGUUGUCCUCCUCGUCUUCGUCGUCUUCAUCCUCUUCGUCGUCGUCGUCCUUCACCAAAGUCUUGGCCAACGACGAAAGCUUCAUCACAAUCAUCUCGUUGUCCUUGUUUCUCUGGGCCUGUGUUGCGGUAGCAAGGUACAUGCUGGCCGGGAACCCGCGUCUUUCCGAUCCAAGAUUGUCGGGCAAAACGUCGAGAGUCAAACAUGGCCAUGGCAUGUUGACGUUGUGCAACAUCUCAUACACGCUGGGGUCUGCCUCCAACACCUCGUCUGGACCCAAAGGUCUGGAUCUGUGGGGUAAAUACAGCUCUUGUUGGCCGUCCUGCUGCGAAGACUGUUCUGGCUGGUUGUCUGUGUGUGCGGACUCGGUCUGGGUCUCCUCCAUCGCCUCGUCGUUGUCCUCUUCCCCAGAGGUGUCAAUCUCGAUGAUUUCUCCCUCGCUCUCAUAG